UUUUCGAACGGGCUGUGGUGGCGGCGGCGCCUCGGCUGUCCCGCGUGCUCCAGAACGGCAGCCCUCGCAGCCGUCCGCGCGCGGAGGGGAUAAAGAAGGUGCUCGUUCCUCAGCUCGCCCGACUUCAAGUCACCGUCCUCGGGGCCCCGUCCGACUUGAGCUCCUUUCCGUGCUGCUAACGCUGAGCGAGGAGCGGGCCGAGUGCCUGUUUAUUGCAAAAGAAGGAAGGAAGGGGAGUGAGAAGGAUGGAUGAAGCGGCUGGAGAGUUGAAGCAAGCCCUCCCAAACGCGUGUGAUAACGUUCAGAUACACGUGGAAGUUCAUCGGAAAUCAAACAGUACGGCAAAGAAAGAAGAUAUCAGGAUGAGUGUCCUAAAACUGUUGAGCAGACAUAACAUUGUAUUUGGUGAUUACAAAUGGACGGAAUUUGAUGAUGGCUUCCUUAACAGCAAUGUGCAAUCUGUGUCAAUUGUGGAUACAGAGCUGAAAUUGAAAGAAAGACAGCCUAUUGAUUUGAGCAAAAGCAGUCUUUCCAUUCAUAUUUUUCAUCUGAAUGAAGAAGGGCCAAGCGUUGAAAACUUGGAAGAAGAAAAUGAGGAUAUUGUUGCAGCUAACCACUGGGUGCUACCUGCAGCUGAAUUCCACGGCCUUUGGGAAAGUCUUAUAUAUGACACUGAAGUAAAAUCACAUUUACUUGAUUAUGUCACGACAACAUUACUAUUUUCUGACAGAAAUGUUGACAGCAACCUGAUAUCAUGGAACAGAGUUGUUUUGCUGCAUGGCCCUCCUGGAACUGGUAAAACCUCUCUCUGCAAAGCAUUGGCUCAGAAGCUGACGAUACGACUAUCGUACAGGUAUAGAUAUGGACAGUUAAUUGAAAUAAACAGCCAUAGUCUUUUCUCUAAAUGGUUUUCUGAGAGUGGCAAGCUUGUAACCAAGAUGUUCCAGAAGAUUCAAGAGUUAAUUGAUGACAGAGAUGCUCUUGUGUUUGUACUGAUCGAUGAGGUGGAGAGCCUCACAGCAGCCCGCAGUGCCUUCAAGGCAGGCACAGAGCCUUCAGAUGCUAUUCGUGUAGUGAAUGCUGUUCUGAUGCAAAUAGAUCAGAUUAAAAGGUAUCCCAAUGUAGUUAUCCUGACUACUUCAAAUAUUACAGAGAAAAUUGACAUGGCAUUUGUAGACAGAGCAGAUAUAAAGCAAUACAUUGGCCCUCCAUCUGCUGCAGCAAUAUUCAGAAUAUAUCUUUCUUGCCUGGAAGAGCUGAUGAAGUGCCAAAUAAUAUAUCCUCGACAGCAUCUCUUGUCACUCAGAGAGUUAGAAAUGAUUGGAUUUGUAGAAAAUAAUGUGUCCAGGUUAAGUCUGGUACUAAAGGAAAUCUCAAGAAAAAGUGAAGGUCUUAGUGGCCGGGUCCUCAGAAAACUUCCUUUCUUAGCACAUGCACUUUAUAUUCAAUCCCCCAGUGUUACAAUGACAACAUUUCUUCAGGCUCUUUCACUUGUAGUAGACAAACAAUUUGAAGAAAGAAAAAAACUUGCAGACUGUGUGUGAUAGUUUACUGCUUUAUACUUUUCUGUAUUGUUACCAUUGAAAAGUACUUAACUUUGCAUACAAACUGUGUGCAAUUUCUAUGCAUCUAUAAAACAGAUUGUCAAAACCUUACCAACCCUGGAAUGCUUAAUUCAGUUUUUCAAAACAUUAAUAAACAGUUUUUACAGCA
Molecule: messenger RNA, 1713 nt
Organism: Meleagris gallopavo (turkey)
Lineage: Eukaryota; Metazoa; Chordata; Aves; Galliformes; Phasianidae
Gene: TRIP13
Product: thyroid hormone receptor interactor 13
Biological process (GO): meiotic recombination checkpoint signaling; reciprocal meiotic recombination
Cellular component (GO): chromosome; nucleus
Molecular function (GO): ATP hydrolysis activity; ATP binding
Source: RefSeq, a predicted model, not a curated record